Molecule: messenger RNA, 2693 nt
Organism: Siniperca chuatsi (mandarin fish)
Lineage: Eukaryota; Metazoa; Chordata; Actinopteri; Centrarchiformes; Sinipercidae
Gene: gas2a
Product: growth arrest-specific protein 2
Exons: 8
Coding region: 339-1352 (337 amino acids)
Biological process (GO): actin crosslink formation
Cellular component (GO): actin filament
Molecular function (GO): actin filament binding; microtubule binding; cytoskeletal adaptor activity
Source: RefSeq, a predicted model, not a curated record
AUGUCAUACCGAGGCAACACAAAGAGGAGAGAGGAGGGAAGCAUUGCCAGCAGGAUCAAACUUCCCUCCCAUCAUCAGCAGCAGUGUGUUGUCAGUAGGCUACAUAUUUGUGUGUGUGUGUGUGUGUGUGUGUGUGUGUGUGUGCAGUCAGAUCCUUGUGCAAAUGCGCAGUGAGAGAGACCUCCCCAGUCCACACUGGUUCAGUAUUUUGGAGCCUAACCUGUAGGUCGGUGCACCGCUGUGAAAAGCAUGAAAACUGGGAUCCAGCAGCUCACAGGACGAGUGAGAGGAAGGUGCGCACCAACGAGCUGAACCUUCAGGGCCGUCAAUAGGGAACCAUGUGCAGCUCCCUGAGCCCCAAACAGCCCAGUGGCCCCGGCCUCACAGAUAUGCAGCAGUAUCACCAGUGGCUGGCCAGUCGACAUGAAGCCAGCCUGCUGCCCAUGAAGGAAGACCUGGCCCUGUGGCUCACUAAUAUUCUCGGUCUGGAAAUCACCGCCGAGAGCUUCAUGGAUCGCUUAGACAAUGGCUUCCUGUUGUGCCAGCUGGCUGAGACACUACAGGAGAAGUUCAGGCAAAGUAAUGGAGACCUGCCUGCCCUCGGCAACAGCAAGCAGAGUAUUCCCUAUCGGAGGAUACCAUGCCGGCAGAGCGCUCCCUCCGGUUCCUUUUUUGCACGGGACAACACAGCCAACUUCUUGGCUUGGUGUCGUAAGGUCGGAGUUGGAGAAACAUGUCUGUUUGAGUCAGAGGAUUUAGUUCUUCAUAAGCAGCCACGAGAAGUGUGCCUCUGUCUUUUAGAGUUGGGACGGAUAGCAUCACGGUACAAUGUGGAGCCUCCUGGCCUCAUAAAACUGGAGAAAGAGAUUGAACAAGAAGAGAAAGCACCUCUACCACCUCCAUCACCUGUAUCCCCAGCUCAGCCCCUCCCUCCAUCUCCCUCUUCAUCUCCUACCCCGUCUCCUUCCCCAUCUCCGACUCCUACCAAAGUCAGUUCCAGCAAGAAAAGUACAGGGAAGCUGUUGGAUGAUGCUGUAAGACACAUUGCUGAUGAUCCCCCCUGCAGAUGUCCGCAUAAAUUCUGUGUAGAGAGGCAGUCACAGGGUCGAUACCGUGUUGGGGAGAAGAUGCUUUUUAUCCGGAUGCUGCACAACAAGCAUGUGAUGGUGCGUGUUGGUGGAGGCUGGGAGACCUUUGAGAGCUACCUGCUGAAACACGACCCAUGCCGCAUGCUCCAAAUCUCCCGGGUGGAGGGCAAGACGUCCCCCAUCAGCAGCAAGUCCCCCAACAUCAAGGACCUCACCCCUGACAGCUACCUAGUGGUGGCAGCCCACUACCGCAGCAAGAAGUGAAGACUGAGUGAGACUGAAAAGUGCCAUUAAUAAAAGGACAUUGUUUACUCCCUAAUGGACGUGGCUAUGUAACAUAUCCCUGUUCUUACACAUAUUAUGGCUACAGACACAAAAGCAUUCAUGGAAAACACACUUGUGUAAUAGUGAUGCUUUGGUUUUGUUUUUUUCUGUCAAAGAGAAUUCAGUCAAAUGGAUGUUUGUGAAUCCUGGAAUCACACUAGUAGGCCCUUAACAAUGUGUUUUAUUUAGUUUCACAGAACUGUUAACCAGCUUUGAAAAUGUGUCAAGCAUUACAAUAUAAUGAGUUAACUUGGUAAAAGUGAAGCUGUACAUUUUCUUGAGUUGUUUUUUUCAGUCACUAAUUGUAUUAUAAACAAUAUAUCACUUAUAGUAGGUAGAAGCUUUUCAGUUUUUUCUGAAUGGAAGUGGUGGAGGUUUCAGGAGCUUUAAGAAGCCAUCCUUGGCAAGCUGGUGUGUGAUGGAAAGCAAGUAGACAUUUUCCACCAAGUCAAUAUAUUGUUUGCCCCCCUUUUUUGAUUUGCCAUUUGGCUGUUAUUGUUAUCCUAAAUGCCUUACAGUACAUUGAAUACACAGGUGGCUCCAAUGGCCACUGCACUCAAGUUGCAAAUUAAACUUUAACUGACAUUAGAAGAAUGGAAAACUUACUGUCCAAAGAAAUGUAAUUUACCAAAUCUUUACACGAUACUCCACUGUAUAGUAUUCUUGUAAAAACUGCCAAAUCUCUCCUAAAAAGCAAACAUUGGUCAUAAAAUAUUAUGGCUUUUUGUUUAUGAUGUUUUAUUCUAUUAGGCUAAGAAAAUGAAGCAAUGCUUAGAUUGUUUACAUGUUGAAUAACUAUUCUAUGCAAUACAUUUUUAUACAAUUAUAAUGUUUUAAUAAUUAUUCAUUAUUAGGAUAGCUCCUGUUUUAUAUAAUUUCUAUUGUAAGAACAUGAACAAUCACCUGUACAAGAUUCAGUAUGUAGUUAAAUAGUACCUUGUUGAUUUAUGAUUGAUAAUAAUACAGCAGAUUUACUCAUUUGAGGUCCUGCAGUUCUUCAGUUUGUUGUAUGUUACUGACCUCUAGAGGUAGUGCAAUCAUUGAAACUUGAUGAAUAAUCUGUUUCCUUGGUUUAGAUUCUGACAAUUAAUAGAUAUAAUUCACAACAUUAUCAUUCAGUGUAUUAAUUGUACAACUUUUUACCUGGAAAAUAAAUAUGUGGGUUUGGUAUGAGAUCACUGGCUAUGCAAAGUAACCCACAGGCUUGUAUGUGAAGUACAUAAGUCCAAUUUCUGUUUUUAGAUGUACAUUUUCAAUAAAUUCUUAAAACUUUAAACUUCA